This is a messenger RNA of Momordica charantia (bitter melon), 350 nucleotides long. Lineage: Eukaryota; Viridiplantae; Streptophyta; Magnoliopsida; Cucurbitales; Cucurbitaceae. The record is from RefSeq and is a predicted model, not a curated record.
GCUCCCGGAUUAUAUUAAUUAGUUUCCACUUUCGCCCCUUAAAUACCCUCUUGUACUUUCGUUCUCAAAUCCUGAAAACUCUUUUUCCCCCAAUUUCUCUCUCUCUCUCUGGUUCUUCUUCGGAUUUUAUGCUUCAAUUCUGCCAUUGUUGUUGCUCAAAAUGCGGAUGAGUUGUAAUGGUUGCAGAGUACUUCGCAAAGGUUGCAGCGAAAAUUGCAGUAUUCGCCCCUGUUUGCACUGGAUUAAGAGCCCUGAAUCUCAGGCCAACGCCACCGUUUUUCUCGCCAAGUUCUACGGCCGCGCCGGCCUUAUGAACCUCAUCAACGCCGGUCCUGACCAUCUCCGCCCUG